AUGUCGGUGCCAGGGCUGAACUUCAACUUGAUGGAUCAACUGACAUUCUACGGCAGCUACCACACCCGUGGAUGGAACCAGUGCAUCCACUUUGUCUUUGUCCCACUGAUUCACUGGACCAUCACCGUCUGGCUAGCCUAUGCUCCCUUGCCUACUUCUUUUGACCUGCCAGCCCACCUGAACUUCCUGCCACCAGUCAUCUCCAGGUGUGAGUCUGAACUGACGCCAUUGUGCCUGUGCAGUGCUGCGGUGCUCAAUUGGGGCCUAUUGGUGCUUAUCCUGUAUGCCCUCUACUACAUGAUUCUGGAGCCCUUUGCUGGCACCACUUGGGGCAUCCUCCUGGGCAUCCCCAUGUGGCUCACGGCCACUGCCUUUGCGCAGCAUGUGCCUUAUGCCUGGGCUUGGGCCAUCGGCCUCCACAUUCUCUCCUGGUACCUGCAGGCGAGUCCUCAGCUUGAUGAGGCAUUGUUGUGCUGGACACAGGUGGAGGUGGGCCACAUCUUGAUUGAGCAUCGCAAGCCAGCCUUGCUGGACAGCUUCAUGCAGAGCCUAGUCCUGGCAGGGCUGUUCGCAUGGAUGGAGGGCCUCUUUGUGCUGGGCUACCGGCCCAAGCUGCACGCCGAACUGGUGAGGCGAGUGGAGGAGAAUAUUGCGCGCAACAAGGCAGAGACAGAGGGGCUUCUCACAGGCUGA
Molecule: messenger RNA, 693 nt
Organism: Coccomyxa subellipsoidea C-169
Lineage: Eukaryota; Viridiplantae; Chlorophyta; Trebouxiophyceae; Coccomyxaceae
Exons: 4
Coding region: 1-693 (230 amino acids)
Biological process (GO): sphingoid catabolic process
Cellular component (GO): endoplasmic reticulum
Source: RefSeq, a predicted model, not a curated record